ACGUCGCUGCCAUGACAACCGUGGAGCCUGCAUUCUCCGGCCUAACUAGGAGCUUACUGGCCUCCGGGGUCAGGGCUGUUUCCCACGCGGAGCCCAGGACAUCUGGGGCUGCACAGCCACCAUGCCCAGUGACACUCUCUGGGAAAUCGCAAAGGCCGAAGUAGAAAAGAAGACAAGCCAGGGCAGUGAAGGGAACGGAGCCGAAAUUGGAGAAAAAUCGGUCUUCUUCCUUGGCAGUAAAAAUGGGGGGAAGACUACUAUUAUUCUAAGGUGUCUUGACAGGGAUGAGCCAGCAAAGCCAACCUUAGCUUUGGAAUAUACGUACGGAAGAAGAACAAAGGGGCACAACACACCAAAAGACAUUGCUCACUUUUGGGAGCUGGGUGGAGGAACCUCCUUAUUGGACCUAAUAAGCAUACCAAUCACAUGCGAUUCCUUGAGGACAUUCUCUAUUGUUCUUGUUCUGGAUCUUUCCAAACCUAAUGAUCUCUGGCCCACCAUGGAAAAUCUGUUGCAAGCCACAAAAAGCCAUGUCGACAAAGUGAUAAUGAAGCUGGGGAAGAUAAAUUCCAAAGCAGCCUCGGAGAUGAGGCAGAAGAUGUGGAGUGUCAUGCAGAAGGACCAUCCGGAUCGUGAGUUAAUUGACCCGUUUCCAAUACCCCUGGUCAUAAUUGGAAGUAAAUAUGACAUUUUUCAGGACUUUGAUCCUGAGAAGAGGAAGGUGAUAUGCAAGACGCUUCGGUUUGUCGCCCAUUAUUACGGAGCCUCGCUGAUGUUUACCAGCAAAUCAGAAGCUCUGUUACUGAAAAUACGUGGUGUUAUCAACCAGUUGGCAUUCGGUAUUGAUAAGAGCAAAUCAAUAUGUGUGGAUCAGAAUAAACCACUGUUUAUCACAGCAGGAUUGGACUCUUUAUGUCAAAUAGGGUCCCCUCCUGUUCCCGAUAGUGACAUAGGAAAGCUUCAGGCCCAUUCACCAAUGGAGCUGUGGAAAAAGGUGUAUGAAAAGCUCUUCCCCCCAAAGAGUACCAGCACCCUGAAGGCGAUCCAGGACCCGGCCAGAGACCCACAGUAUGCAGAGAGUGAAGUUGAUGAGAUGAGAAUCCAGAAGGAUCAGGAACUGGAACAGUACAAGAGAAGUUCUUCUAAGACCUGGAAACAAAUUGAGCUGGACUCUUGACCCUGGUCCACUAGUGGGGGGUUUAUGUCUUCCUUCCCAAGUUCAAGUAAGAUUCUUUUCUUCCCUUCUAUGGCAAUGUGUGAGGAAAGCUGAGAUGUCUAAUGUAUUAGAGGAAGCCUAAUUCUUGUCCUGGUACAACUUGGUGAACGUUCUGAAGUCUUUUAAAGAGAAACUAUGCGGGUUGGGGAUUUAGCUCAGUGGUAGAGCACUUGCCUAGCAAGCACAAG
Messenger RNA from Onychomys torridus (southern grasshopper mouse), 1404 nucleotides. It is a transcript of the gene Dync2li1, whose product is annotated as dynein cytoplasmic 2 light intermediate chain 1. Gene Ontology annotation, molecular function: dynein heavy chain binding. NCBI's taxonomy places the organism in Eukaryota, Metazoa, Chordata, Mammalia, Rodentia, Cricetidae. Gene Ontology annotation, cellular component: axoneme; cytoplasmic dynein complex; ciliary basal body. The record is from RefSeq and is a predicted model, not a curated record. The transcript is spliced from 13 exons. Bases 122 to 1177 code for a protein of 351 amino acids. Gene Ontology annotation, biological process: intraciliary retrograde transport; intraciliary transport involved in cilium assembly.